Messenger RNA from Closterium sp. Naga37s-1, 5307 nucleotides. NCBI's taxonomy places the organism in Eukaryota, Viridiplantae, Streptophyta, Zygnematophyceae, Desmidiales, Closteriaceae. The record is from the annotation of a GenBank genome assembly.
AUGAUUGCACACAACCCCUCCCCACCACUCCCUACCCCUCCAUCUUCUUCUCCCCGUCCCAUCAACCUUCGUCGCUGCCUUCUCCCACCCUGUCUGCCCCUCCCGCAUGCGCCCAUCCCCUCCCCCGCGUCCCGCAUCCUUUCCCCCUGUCCUCCAUCCCCCUCCACUCAACCCCCAUCCCCUCCCGCGUGCCCCCCAUCCCGUGACUUCUCCCCCCAUCCCCUCACGUGCCCCUUAUCCCCUCCCACUAACCCUCCUGGAUUUUCCCCCUCCUCCCCUUCCCGUUCCUCCCCCUCUGCCCCUGCAGCCAUGGCAACAGUGCAGCAGCGGCCAGUGGCAAUCAUAGGCCCGGGGACGUCCGACCAAGCAGCUCUCAUCAGUCCACUUGCCACUGCCACCCAUGUAAGCACACUAGCUGGACGCAAAGCUAGGCGCCUCAAACGUCAACAGAGAAGGGUUUUGACCUUUGAGUCGACUCAAAAGUCACCUCAGUGCAGCAGCAGAGCAGCCAGUGGCGUGCCAAUCUUAGGCCCGAAGACGCCUGACCAGGCAGCUCUCAUCAGCCCACUUGCCACUGCCACUCAGACCCCCUUGGUGUCUGCAGCAGCAACAGACGUGCAGCUGACGGUGGGGGGUGCUCGGCCAUUCUUCAUGCGGACCAUCCCUAACGACGGAGUCGACAUGCAAGCCAUAGCCGGUAAGACAGCCAUAGCCGAUGAGGGGGUGUAUGCAGAUGAGGUGGUGUAUGCAGAUGAGGUGGUGUAUGCAGAUGAGGUGGUGUAUGCAGAUGAGGGGGUGUAUGCAGAUGAGGUGGUGUAUGCAGAUGAGGUGGUGUAUGCAGAUGAGGUGGUGUAUGCAGAUGAGGGGGUGUAUGCAGAUGAGGGGGUGUAUGCAGAUGAGGUGGUGUAUGCAGAUGAGGUGGUGUAUGCAGAUGAGGUGGUGUAUGCAGAUGAGGUGGUGUAUGCAGAUGAGGGGGUGUAUGCAGAUGAGGUGGUGUAUGCAGAUGAGGUGGUGUAUGCAGAUGAGGUGGUGUAUGCAGAUGAGGUGGUGUAUGCAGAUGAGGUGGUGUAUGCAGAUGAGGUGGUGUAUGCAGAUGAGGUGGUGUAUGCAGAUGAGGUGGUGUAUGCAGAUGAGGUGGUGUAUGCAGAUGAGGUGGUGUAUGCAGAUGAGGUGGUGUAUGCAGAUGAGGUGGUGUAUGCAGAUGAGGUGGUGUAUGCAGAUGAGGUGGUGUAUGCAGAUGAGGUGGUGUAUGCAGAUGAGGUGGUGUAUGCAGAUGAGGUGGUGUAUGCAGAUGAGGUGGUGUAUGCAGAUGAGGUGGUGUAUGCAGAUGAGGUGGUGUAUGCAGAUGUGCUGGCGGUGACCCCUGUUUUCUCUCUCCUGCUUCAUGGUGGCAGCGCUGCUGCUGCGCUACAAGUGGAGGCAGUUCGUGGCAGUCUACACGGACAACCGCUUUGGCCGCAACGGCAUCACCGCACUCAUGACCUACCUCCUCGAAACAAAGCUGAUGACGUGGCACAGGCCCUCGCUGCCAGCAAGGCAGUGGACUCUUCGGUUUAUGUGCUACACGCCUCCUCUACCAUGUCUGCUCUCAUACUCGAUACAGCGAGCAAGCUGGGCAUGAUAGGGAAGAACUACGUGUGGAUCGCAUCAGAGGGGGCUGCUCAAGCCAACACCUCCACACUGCAGAGUGCAGAGGGUCUGAUAAUCACAGCAUCCUAUCACCCGCCAUCGCAGCGCCUGUUGGCCUUCAAGCAGCGGUGGAAGCAGCUGAGUCCACAGCAGUUCCCAUGGGCAGCUGAAGAGGACCCUAAGACCUACAGCCUUGCAGCCUACGAUGCUGCUUACCUCAUCUCCCUCGCCCUGCACUCCCUGCUGCAACACAACAGAACCACCGCCAGCAGUAACACCAGCAGCGGCAGCACCAGCGGCAGCACCAGUGGCAGCACGAGCAGCAACGGCAGUAGCAGCAGCACGGGAGCACACUUUGUUGCAAUGUCUGCUGUCGCGAGUACCAACGCCUUGAUACUGCCGGUGGCAGGGCAAGGGGCCGAGGCGGGUGGUGGGCUCAUUCCGCUGCUGCAGAACCUGCAGCGAAACUCAGUGGGCCCGGCACUCCGUCAAGCCAUCCUCAACACAACCUUCGAAGGCCUCACAGGAAGGGUCUCCCUCAACCCACACGGUGAUCUGCAAGCCGAUGUCAUCGAGGUGCUCAACGUGGUGAACGCUACGGCCACGAGGGUUGGCUUCUGGACUCCCGCCUGGCAGCUCACGCGCUCUUUAAAGCGGCCAUCCAAGAACCAGCAAGAGGCACUCAACAUAGUGUUUCCGGGUGGGGUGACACAAGUGCCCAUAGGCGCAUUUCCCAAGACAAAACUUCGAUUAGCUGUUCCAAAUAAAGUGGUCUACAAGCAGUUUGUCAACAUCUCCAAGGGAGAGGGCAAAGAGCGCUUCUCAGGGUUCUGCAUCGACGUUUUCCACGCAGCUGUGGCCAUGCUGCCGUACCCGCUCGACUACGAGUUUGUGCAGUAUGGCGAGGAGAACGUCUCCCCCAGCUACAACCAGAUGGUGCUGGCUGUGGCGGACAAGAAAUACGACGGGGCCAUCGGAGACAUCACAGUCACAGAGACACGCAACAGAGCAGUGUUCUUCACAUACCCCAUCUUUCCAUCAGGUCUGGGGAUAAUGGGGUACGCAAAGGAGAAUUCAAGUCCCUGGCUGGCGUUCCAGCCGUUCACAGCGAGCAUGUGGGGAGUGACAAUGGCGCUGUGCGUGCUAGCAGGGCUCAUCACCUCGUUCCUGGACGAGCAGUCUAAUGAGGCCUUCCGAGAGAAACUGCAUCAGCGCCUGCAGAACGCCGCGUGGUUCGGCCUGCAAACGCUCUACGCCAUCCUGGAGUACCCUGUUCGCACCUCCCUCGCCCGGCUCUUUGUCAUCGUGUUUCUCAUCAUCGGCUACCUUAUAGUCACCAUGUACACGGCGAACCUCACGUCUAUUGUCACAGUCGACCGGCUCAAACCCUCCGCAAUGGACAUUGGUUCCGCCGCCUCGACCUCAUCCCCCAUUGGCUACCAGCUGGGUUCAUUCAUCAACGCGUACCUGCAGCAGAUGGGCAUCCCCGCGAACCGCCUGGUGGCACUCAAUAACGAGGAUGAGUAUGCAGAGGCGCUGACCUCGGGCCGGGUGGGGGUGAUAGUGGAUGAGAACCCGUACCUCGAGCUCUUCUCCCUCGACUUCUGUGACGUCGCCCUCGCGCCUCAGCCCUUCUCGCUGCUGAACCUUGCGUUUGUAAGCACACUCUCUCUCUCUCUCUGCCAUGUAAACUCGGGCCGUGUGGGGGUGAUAGUGGAUGAGAAUCCCUACCUCGAGCUCUUCUCGCUCGACUUCUGUGAUGUUGCCCUGGCGCCUCAGCCAUUCUCCCUCCUUAACUUCGCCUUUGCCUUCCCCAAGGGCUCGCAGCUGGGUCUUGACGUCUCCCAGGUGAUAGUGCAACUAUCAAUGUUGGGCCGGCUGCAGCAGCUGCGUGAGCAGCACUUUAACUCGGCAGUGCAGCUGUCGAUGCAGAAGUUCCUCGGGCUGUAUAUCAUCUUUGGCGUGGUCUCGCUGGGCUGCUGCGUGCUCUACGUGCUGCUGCUCAUUCACCGCGGCUACCGCGCGAGCAGGUACGAGCUGGUUGUUGUGCCGACUCAAAAGGCAGACUCGGCGGUGCAGCUGUCGAUGCAGAAGUUCCUCGGGCUGUAUAUCAUCUUUGGCACCGUCUCGCUGGGAUGCUGCGUGCUCUACGUGCUGCUGCUUAUCCACCGCGUCUACCGAGCCAGCAGAGAGGCUGCUCGCCUACAGGACGCUCAGAACCAAGCUGAGAUCCAACGGCUCGUGUUUGAUUAUCAUCCGGUGCACACAGGAUCUGACGGCCCACAUGGUGCCGAAUCGGGAUGGGCAGCUCCAGCCGCGGGAGUGGCAUUGAGAGGGCACGAGUGGGAGGGAGGUAGCAACUGGGGUGGGGAGCAUUUGGGAGGGGAAGACUUGUUUGUGUUUGGUCAAACUGCUCCUCUCAGUCGCAGGAGCAGCUGCAGCAGUGGAGAGAGUUUUGAGGCGCCUCAAACCAGUCUUCUUCACUGCAAAGGGAGCAGCAGUGGGGGUUUAGAGAUGGGUCACAGUGAAAUUGGUGGGGGUGGUUUUGACUGCAGUGGCAGUAGUUUUGGCGGGGGUGGCAGUAGAAGAGUGGGGGGGCUUCAGAGCAGCAUUGGCAGAAGGAUCGGCAGCAGUGGGUGCAGUGGCGCUCACGCUGCUGUGGGUGGGUCAGGCCUGACACAAGUUGCUGAGGAGGGAGAAGAGGCGGAGGAGGAGGAGGAGGAGGAAGAUGAGUGGCAGUACCAGCUGGCCCGCAACAGACGAACAACGCAACACCGCCGCACUCCCUCUCUUCCUAACUCCCUUCCCCCACUCUCCCCUCGUUCCCCCUCCAACAUCUCCCCACACUCCCACCCUCACUUCCUUCCUCACUCCCCCACGCAAACCCCUCUGUCCCCUGCCUCGCAACACCAAUUUCAACACCUCUCCUCUCCUCCAAACCCCCACCCAAUAUCAGCUUCUCAAUCCGCCCUCUGCCUCGGCCCACACUCACACCCCCUUGUUCCCACCCGCCUGCCUUCCCCACCCGCCCACCUCGUCCCAAACCGAAACAACAGCACGCCAGCACCGAACCAUGAGUCGCCACAACAGCAAGGAGGGAACCAUGCCAGCGCAUCGUUCAACCGAGCAGCAGUAACGGUUACCGCAUCGUCCAGCCCCCAGGAGACGCGAGCAGAGGCGUUAAGUCAGCUGCACCUGCCCCUCCAACAACCAUCACCCACCAAGCGACACGCCUCCCCGGUUUCCCACCGUCCCCCACUUGGCAUGCCCGACCGAUUGCCAUCAAAGCGUUUUCCCUCCACGUCCCCCAGAUUGCCACCAGACCUGUCCCCCAGAUCACAGAAUCUGUCACCUAGGCCACCAGACCUGUCACCCAGACCACCGCACUCACCCAGCUCUCCGAGCCUCUCCGAACAGCUGCAGCAGCAGAACCGCAUCAUCUCUCCACGGGCCUUCCCGCUUGGCCCCGAGCAGCAGAGCCCCGUCUCUCUUUCUCAACAGAUGCAUGCCGGAAGUUUGGGGUGGGAGGAGCUGGAAGAGCAAUGCAGAGACAGUGCGGCAGCUGCGGAUGGUGGGAGCGGAGGGCCGGCAGCAGCAGCACUUGGCGUGGAGCAGGAGGGGCCUUCACGGGCAAGAGGUGCCUCACAGGCCGUGGCACAGGAGAUCGGCUUCGGGUGA